Messenger RNA from Pararge aegeria (speckled wood butterfly), 4166 nucleotides. It is a transcript of the gene 18w, whose product is annotated as toll-like receptor 7. Bases 136 to 4038 code for a protein of 1300 amino acids. The transcript has a single exon. Gene Ontology annotation, biological process: signal transduction. Gene Ontology annotation, molecular function: protein binding. The record is from RefSeq and is a predicted model, not a curated record. Lineage: Eukaryota; Metazoa; Arthropoda; Insecta; Lepidoptera; Nymphalidae.
UUGUACAACGGACUUUUGUGAAGUGAAAUGCUUACAAGUUUUUCUUUAGUGCCUAACUGUGCUACGGACUUUGUUUCGGAAAUGGUGAUAUCGACCCACGGGGAGUGUUUAUGAGACAUUCUUUAGUGAAAUGAAAUGUCUGUGAUAAUGUAUUCUAUACCGGCUGUGUUUUUAACGCUCCUGCACGUCGGAUGGACCGUGUUGCCCUACGGCUCGGAUAAGUGCGUUCGAGUUGCAGAUCGGGACAUCGAAAGCAACGUAAUGUGUAAAGUGCGAACUCUUGAAGGAGACGGAAGUAGUAUAUCAUCAGUGAAUUCAGAUACGAGCCACCUUAAUAUCGAAUGCAAUCAUCUUUUGUUAUUCGAAAGCUCACUUCGGGCGCACUACUUCAACCCUGUAACGAGUCUCACUGAUCUUUCAAUCACCAACUGCAAACUCCUUAGUGUCCCGGACAACACUUUUCAAGAUCUUAAGAAUCUAAGACGACUGAAGCUUCGCUCAAAGAACUUCGAGUGGAGUCCUACUAAGAAUAUGGAGUUAACUUUGAACUCGUUCAAUGGAUUAUCGGAACUGCAGUCGUUAGAUCUGGCUCAAAAUAACAUCAAGUUCGUUCCUUCCGGUGUGUUCUGUUCUCUAGAAAACUUAAACACAGUGAACUUAACACAUAACAGAAUAAGGACUGUUGGACAAAUUGGUUUUGGAUCCGGCUGUGGAUCGGGUUUACAUACAUUAGAUUUGAGUCACAAUGAAAUAAAAUCAUUAUCAGAGGAAUCAGAAUUAUUAAAAUUAAGAAGUUUACAACACCUAUAUUUGCAACAUAACAAUAUAACAGACAUAUCAAGUGAAGCUUUCAAUGGCCUUGUUUCAAUGAGGGUUCUAAACAUAUCACAUAACCGUUUACAUACUCUACCAGAAGGGCUAUUUGCUUACGCUAGAGAAUUAAGGGAAAUUUACCUCAACGAUAACUCUCUGUUUGAACUUGCUCGAGGUAUUUUUCAUCGACUUGAACAGUUAAUUGUGUUAGACUUGUCUAGUAAUCAGCUAACAAGCAAUCAUAUUGACGACGGGACAUUUCUUGGAUUGAUACGCCUUAUUGUUUUGAAUUUAUCCAACAACGCACUCACUAGAAUCGACGGGAAAACAUUUAAGGAUUUAUUUUUUCUACAAAUAUUAAAUCUGAAGAAUAAUUCCAUUGGAUACAUAGAAGAAAACGCUUUCUUGCCUUUAUACAAUCUUCAUACUUUAAAUUUAGCUGAGAAUCGGCUUCACACAAUAGAUGACAAUCUUUUUAAUGGAUUGUUUGUUUUGAGCAAACUAACUCUGAACAACAAUUUGCUUGUCAGCAUCGAUAAGAAAGCGUUUAAAAAUUGUUCUGACUUAAAAGAGUUGGAUUUGAGUUCAAAUCAGUUGUUAGAAGUUCCCGACGCACUGUGGGAGCUUUCGUUUCUAAAAACUCUAGACUUGGGUGAAAAUCAAAUAUCAGAUUUCAAAAAUGGAUCAUUCAAAAAUCUCAAUCAACUCACAGGAUUAAGACUAAUUGACAAUCAAAUCGGAAAUUUGAGUGUUGGAAUGUUUUGGGAUUUACCAAGUUUGCAAGUUUUGAAUAUAGCGAAGAACAAAAUUCAAUCGAUUGAAAGAGGAACCUUUACCCGUAAUAUGCAACUGGAAGCUAUAAGAUUGGAUGGAAAUUUUUUGUCGGAUAUCAAUGGCGUUUUUUCGACGUUAGCUAGUCUUCUCUGGCUCAACUUGUCAGAAAAUCAUCUAGUGUGGUUUGAUUAUGCGUUUGUGCCUAGUAAUUUAAAGUGGUUGGACGUUCACGGCAAUUUCAUUGAGCACUUAGGUAACUAUUACAAGUUGCAAGAUCAAAUCCAUAUAAAGACACUUGAUGUUAGCCAUAAUAGAAUAGUGGAAAUAUCACCUAUGGCAAUACCUAAUAGUGUAGAGUUGUUGUUUAUAAAUAAUAACUUUUUAAAUAAUAUUCAUGUGAACUCGUUUUUCGAUAAAAAGAACUUAACGCGUGUGGAUAUGUAUGCUAACGAACUAGUGCAUUUAGAACUUAAUAGUUUACGUUUAGCGACCGUGCCCGUAAAUAAAACCUUACCCGAAUUCUAUAUCGGUGGAAAUCCAUUUCAAUGUGACUGUACUAUGGAGUGGUUACCGAUUAUUAACAAUAUGACUGCCAUGAGACAGUAUCCGCGUGUGAUGGACUUAGAAAAUGUUUUGUGCAAAAUGACGAACACUCGUAGUGGAACUCAUGUGCCGUUAACAAAUCUUAAGACAUCGGACUUUCUGUGUGAGUAUGAAACUCAUUGUUUUGCUAUCUGUCAUUGCUGCGACUAUGACGCGUGUGACUGUGAAAUGACCUGCCCUCAAAAUUGUACCUGCUACCACGACCCGUUAUGGAACACUAACGUCGUUGAUUGUUCUGGGCAAUCAUCCAUGGAAAUACCCCAAAAGAUACCCAUGGACGCUACUGAAGUAUUUUUGGACGGCAAUAACAUAAGAGAGUUACAAAAUCACGUUUUCAUCGGACGACAAAAGAUGCGAUCUCUCUAUGUUAAUAAUAGUAACGUAGAUAGCAUACAAAACAGAACUUUUGCCGGGCUCAAUGCUUUACAAAUACUGCACCUGGGCAACAAUAAGCUAAAAGAAUUAAAAGGGGACGAGUUUCAUCAGUUGAGCAAUUUGAAAGAAUUAUUUUUACAAAAUAACCUUAUUAGUCAUAUCGCAAACAUAUCAUUUUUGUCACUUAGAUCUUUGGAAGUUUUACGCUUAGAUGGAAACAGAUUGGUAGAUUUUGGUGUUUGGAGUUUUAAUACCAAUACCAACUUAAAAGCUCUAUCCCUUGGUAACAAUUUAUGGUCAUGCAAAUGCCGCUAUUUACAAGAGUUAACUGCAUACCUGGCCGAGAAUGCACAAAAAAUCAUUGACAUAACCGAUGUAUGGUGUUGGAACGGAGAUGCGAAGCCGCCACAGAAAAAAGAGCUCAAUUUAAAUGGAACUGCCUGCAGCGAUUAUUAUGCCGAUAAUUCAGUCGUCGGAAACAUGUCGGUGUCGAACUACGUUCCCAUGAUAGUCUCGACUCUUACCGGCUUCAUUUUAUUAGCUCUUGUUGUACUCUUUUUAUGUAGAGAUACAUUGCGAGUUUGGCUCUACACUAACUGUGGUAUACGAGUAUUCUCUUUCUCCGGUGCAUUUGAGGAAACGGAAAAGCUUUACGACGCAUACGUCUGUUAUAGUCCGAAAGACGAGGAAUUUGUUGUGCAAUCUCUAGCGACUGAACUAGAAAAUGGAAACCCCUCGUACCACCUUUGUCUGCAUUACAGAGACAUUCCACAUCACGGCGCACAGUACAUGCAAUGUGCUCCGCCGGUGGUCGAGGCUGCGGAAGCGUCUAAGCGUAUAAUAUUAGUGCUAACGAGAAAUUUCAUGCAAACGGAAUGGUCUCGCUAUGAAUUCCGACAAGGGCUGCACGAGGCGCUAAAAGGGUGUAUUUAUAAACUAGUUUUAAUAGAAGAAUGUUCCGUAGUGGGCGACGCUAUGUGUGAUCCAGACUUACGGCCGUAUCUUAAAACAGGCUCGCGUUUACAAUGGGGACAGAAGAGAUUUUGGGAGCGACUCAGAUAUAUGAUGCCCGACUCAUCGCACACGAGCACUGCGCAUAAGACGCGGACUCAUAGCUAUAGAAAGAAUAUAAAUACAUAUACGUUAGAUUCAUCCGUGCCUAAUGGAGGGAAUCGAACGUUGAGUUAUCCUGACAAAUCACCUGUGUUAGGCAACACUGGGCAGGGAGCGAGCGCACCUCCUGAGUAUAGUAUAGAAGUGCGACAGUCGCCAUCAGCUGUGAGGCAAACGCAGUCGGUCGCUUAUGGUCCGGAUGGGAGACCAAUAUCCGACCACAUUUACUCCUCUAUUGAUUCGGACUAUUCGUCCUUAGAGCAAGGUAUGGCACCAGGAAGGCGGCGAGAUCUAAGACAAUGGCCACCUCCACCUCCUCUUGUAGAUACGGGUAACACCGUGCAAGCUUACCUAGUCUAGACGGGCUCCUGCCCACUUCCAGUCAAAUUGUAUAUAAUCUAGAUAUUAAUUGUAUAAAUCUAAUGCAUGUAAAUAAUGUAAAUAUUAGCUUUAAGUGCUAUACCAAAAUUUAUGUAAGUGAACUUACU